AUGGCAUCGCCGGUAGGGAAGCCAGGCUCAUUAUCUGAUGGUGUCAAUAACAGCCCCAAACCUUCCGAUUUAAUCAUUCCAUACUUGAUGAAUCACGCCCCGAUAUUCAGAAAAUUGUAUGAAGUCCAGCAACGCGUUUGGGAGAGUCCCAAAGCUGACCGACAUUUUCAAAACCAACAAUCACGAGCCGAUCACGCGAGUAAAAAAGUUGCCAAGUAUUUCUUCAGUAUGAUGCGCGAGAUUGCCAAAGAGCUGCACACAGCGACGGACGCAUUCUCAGUCAUAAGCCGUGGCACACAACGGCCGCGGAUUCUUGACAUGUGCGCCGCCCCUGGAGGCUUCCUCGCGACUGCACUUGAAUGGUGUCCUGAAGCUCAAGUAUUGGCGUUCACUCUACCUCUUGCGGAGGGAGGACAUAGAGUUCUGUUGGGGAGAGACAGCAGAGUGAAAUUCAAGUUUCUUGAUAUCACGAUGCUGGCUGAAGAUAUGGAUAUGGGUGUGGGACUAGCCAAUAACGAGCAGUGCGGAAAGUUCCUUCCACGAAACAUUGCGCCUCACUAUCUGUUUCGCCUCGUUCUUUGCGAUGGACAAGUGCUCCGGACACAAAAACGACCAGAGUGUCGGGAACAGCGAGAGGCUUGCCGGCUGGUGUCAACACAACUGGCUCUAGGCCUUGAACACACGGAACCGGGGGGGACCAUGAUCAUCCUCCUCCACAAGCUUGAGGAAUGGGACACAAUCAUGCUUUUUUACACCUCUCGAAAGUUCUCUACAAUCACAUUAUUCAAGCCCAAGAGGUUUCACGCAAAGCGCUCGUCGUUCUACAUGGUGGCCUCAGACAUCCAUAGCAAAAGCCCCCAAGCGACCCAGGCAGUGGCCAAGUGGAAAGAGAUAUGGAACGACGCAACGUUCAAGGGACCUGAGGAAUAUCGAGACACCACCCAUGCAGAUGAGCGAGAUGUGGCCGGAGUGCUUGAUGAAUUUGGUCCGGGACUGAUUGAGCUGGGUAAUGCCAUUUGGCCCACCCAGGAAAAAGCACUAACAAAGGCGUUUUUAUGUAACAAAUAG
Molecule: messenger RNA, 1068 nt
Organism: Colletotrichum abscissum
Lineage: Eukaryota; Fungi; Ascomycota; Sordariomycetes; Glomerellales; Glomerellaceae
Exons: 2
Coding region: 1-1068 (355 amino acids)
Biological process (GO): methylation
Molecular function (GO): methyltransferase activity
Source: RefSeq, a predicted model, not a curated record